UAUAAUGCCAUUAUCGAGUACAAAUCGUCGUAUUAUUCGUUUCUUUUGCCAGUAACCGCAGCGAUGCAUUUAGCCGGAAUAAAGGAUCCAGAGAUGUUCAGGCAAUCAAAAAUCAUCUUGUUAGAGAUGGAGCGUUUGUUUCAAGUCCAAGACGAUUAUUUCGGUUGCUUUGGAGAUCCCACAUGCAUUUCUCGCAUUUCUUCAGCUCUUGCUCGGAAAAAUUCCAUUGGAUCGCAAUUACGAAAAUAGCCGCGGUUAAUGGUAGUUUCCAUAUUGCUCCGUGCAUCCAAGAUGCGCAAUCAACUAUAAUUACGUAAUCAGAAUUAAUUUUAUUUUGGAGUGCCCGCGUUUGUUGUUUUUUUUUUUACGACGAGUCCUGUGACUCUUAUCGAGACCGGAGAGAGAGAUUAGAUCGGAGAUUAGAUUAUAAGUCAGCUUGUUACGCUGCAACUUGUGUAACGCAAUCAAGUGACGUAUACAUAUAUAUACACAUAUAUAGAAAUAAUGCACAGUCUUGACGGUCAGGAAUU
Molecule: messenger RNA, 530 nt
Organism: Wasmannia auropunctata (little fire ant)
Lineage: Eukaryota; Metazoa; Arthropoda; Insecta; Hymenoptera; Formicidae
Product: farnesyl pyrophosphate synthase-like
Exons: 2
Coding region: 64-249 (61 amino acids)
Biological process (GO): trans, trans-farnesyl diphosphate biosynthetic process
Cellular component (GO): cytoplasm
Molecular function (GO): dimethylallyltranstransferase activity; (2E,6E)-farnesyl diphosphate synthase activity
Source: RefSeq, a predicted model, not a curated record